Epinephelus fuscoguttatus (brown-marbled grouper) is the source of this 7741-nucleotide messenger RNA. RefSeq names its product glycogen synthase kinase 3 alpha a (gene gsk3aa). NCBI's taxonomy places the organism in Eukaryota, Metazoa, Chordata, Actinopteri, Perciformes, Serranidae. Bases 162 to 1478 code for a protein of 438 amino acids. Gene Ontology annotation, molecular function: ATP binding; protein serine/threonine kinase activity. Gene Ontology annotation, cellular component: cytosol; axon; nucleus. Gene Ontology annotation, biological process: regulation of neuron projection development; negative regulation of TOR signaling; extrinsic apoptotic signaling pathway in absence of ligand. The record is from RefSeq and is a predicted model, not a curated record. The transcript has 11 exons.
UCUAGGUGUCUAGCAACAGCUAUCAGCCCAGACAGCCGGCGGCAACGGGAGCGGUAUUUCUCGGUGUGUCUUUCCACGAUUAUUCGCUGCCAGGUAUUCAUAAUUAAUAGUCGCUUGGCUGAAAAUAGUGGAAAAAACAACCCUGACCCCUGCACAGAGAUAUGAGCGGCAGCGGGCGGCCCAGGACCAGCUCGUUUGCUGAGCCGCCAGGUGUUCCAGGAACCGCCGCUGCGUCCACCGGAUCAGCCGCUGCCGUGGGGAGCAGCACAGGAAAGUCCGGGGUCCCGCAGGCCUCCGGCAGCAGCUCGUCGGGAUGCUCGAACCUUAAGCUUGCCAGAGACAGCGGGAAGGUGACUACAGUUGUGGCCACACCAGGUCAGGGACCGGACCGCCCACAGGAAGUCUCUUACACUGACAUAAAGGUGAUUGGCAAUGGGUCGUUUGGUGUGGUGUACCAAGCUCGCCUCAUCGACAGCCAGGAAAUGGUGGCCAUUAAGAAAGUUCUGCAGGAUAAGAGGUUCAAGAAUCGGGAACUACAGAUCAUGAGGAAGCUGGAUCACUGCAACAUUGUCAGACUACGUUACUUCUUCUACUCCAGUGGAGAGAAGAAAGAUGAAGUCUAUCUCAACCUGGUGCUGGACUUUGUCCCUGAGACGGUCUACAGGGUUGCCAGGCAUUUUAACAAGGCCAAGAGCAUCAUUCCUAUCAUAUAUGUGAAGGUGUACAUGUACCAGUUGUUUCGCAGUCUGGCUUACAUCCAUUCCCAGGGCGUGUGUCACAGAGACAUCAAGCCUCAAAACCUGCUCGUCGACCCAGAAACUGCCAUCCUCAAGCUGUGUGACUUUGGCAGUGCCAAGCAGCUGGUCCGUGGUGAACCCAACGUGUCGUAUAUCUGCUCACGGUACUAUCGUGCCCCUGAGCUAAUUUUUGGUGCCACAGACUACACGGCAAACAUUGACAUCUGGUCAGCAGGCUGCGUACUGGCUGAGCUGCUGCUCGGACAGCCCAUAUUCCCUGGCGACAGUGGGGUGGACCAGCUCGUAGAAAUUAUCAAGGUGCUAGGAACCCCAACAAGGGAACAAAUCCGAGAGAUGAACCCAAACUACACAGAAUUCAAGUUUCCUCAGAUCAAAGCUCAUCCAUGGACCAAGGUGUUUAAACCUCGCACUCCUCCCGAGGCCAUUGCUCUUUGCUCCCGGCUGCUGGAGUACACGCCGGCCUCACGGUUCUCCCCACUAGAGGCCUGUUCGCACGCCUUCUUCGACGAGCUUCGACAGCCGAACACACGACUGCCCAGUGGCCGAGAACUGCCGAUGCUCUUCAACUUCAGCACCACAGAGCUGUCCAUCCAGCCCCAGCUGAACUCAACCCUCAUUCCUCCUCACGCUCGCUCACAUACAGCUGCUUCCGCCCACGAUGGUACCGGUUCAGAUUCAUCUCAACACAGUUCAGUACCAGGAUCUCUUAACAGCAUCUGAAGCAGCCUCUCACCUGCCUGCCUGCCAGCCUCACCUUUAUCUCAGACGCACACACACGCACACGCACACGCACACGCACACACACACACACACACACACACACACACACACACACUACGGCUUUCCUCCAUGCUGCUUGCUCUCCUCUUAGAUGAUCUGUUUUUGUACAGCAAAUGCGUUGAACAAACUAAACAUUAGUUCUUUAGCUGCCAGGGUUGAAACUACGGCAGGUGAUUGUUGAACACACACACAGAGUCGUCUCGCUGCUGCUCGGGUGGUCAGUGAAGGUUCAAUAGUCGGGGCUGGUCCUCUGUAAUAUAACCUUUUUAUUAAAUCAACAUUUUUUUUUUCUUCUUCUUUAUAUUUGUGUUUAUUUAUUUGACUAAUUGAAAGCAUCGUAUGGUCACAAAAACAUUUAGUCCUUUGAUUUUUUUCCACUUCAGAUUAUUUUUUUAUAUUCUUCAGUGUUUCUGCAUCCCUGUUAGUGAGGGGUGAACUGUACACUGCCUGACCAGAAGAUCAGAACUGGCCUCAAACUGGUCCAUCAGGGUAAAGGAUGUUUUAUUCAACUCAGGGCGGGAGAGCGGAUGCAGGGACUGAUAAAUUCCUAAAUCCUCCAGCCACAUUGUUUCACCAAUCCAGCCUGAUGUUUAGGUUUAAAUUAAACUUCCUCAUCUUGAUAUUUACCUGCUUAUAUGGCGGGUAGAGUAGAAAACCUCAUCAGCACCAGGUAGCAGUUAUCAGUGUUUGGUUGGAGGUGUACUGGAUUGCCCCUUAUGUGAAUCGUUCAGUGGCUGCAUUUAUACAGACUGGACUGGAAAUAACCACACUCCACCAGUCACCGCGUCUCGUAUCCAUUUGUUUCCUGUUUUAGAGAGUUUUGUCUGGAAAAAGAGGGAAAAAAUCCUCAAAGAAACAGUUCCCCUACAUGCCCACUGUUUUAGUAUAAAUAUGGGUAAACCCUUCAUGCAUUUAGGUUAUUUUUUUUAUCGUUUCCACAUUCAGGAGGGCAGAGCUGUUAAUUUAUUGGAAAGACGUUAUUUCCAGAGGAAAAAAUCCUCAACUCCUGCUCUUGUUUGUCACCUGGAAAAUUAGUGUAGGCCUGUAAAUGUCCAGUUGUAAAGAAAGUGUGAAUGUGCUGCUCAGCAAAAGCAGAUAUAGAAAAUGAGCCUUUUGAAAUCAAGCAAACAAAUUAGAACCAUAGUAGUGCGAAUAGUAGUUUGUUACUGGAAGCUGCACCUUGCGCUGCUUGUUCUCUGUCCUGCCAACUAGUUAGUUGUAUUCACUUAAUGAUCAGAUGAAAACCAGCAGUGGUCUGGAUGCCUCUGUCCUAGAUCAUUGCAACAAUAGAAAACAGAUAUUGGAGCUCUUCUAAUAAACUAGAGAUGACGACAUCAAUUCCACUUAAAGAAGUUGUCACCAUAAUUUCUUUCCUGAACAAAAUAACCAAAUUUACGACCCUAUUCAAACACCCAAAGAAAAAGAAACCUGAAAGCCAUCACGGGUUUCACUUGUCCUAAAUAGUGUUAGUGAGUGGUGGAAACGGCUGAUUCAGAAAUGACUUAAAGGGAUAAUUUACCCUAAAAUCAAUAAUACCUUUCUUUCCUCUUACCUGUAGUGCUAUUUAUACGUCUUGAUUGCUUGGCAUGUUACAAAGUGUUGGAGAUAUCAGGUGUAGAGAUAUCUGCCUUCUCUCCAGUGUAAUAUAUAUUUUCUACCAAACUACACCUGGCAAUGAUAUCAACGUGCAGAAGUGAGCAUUUAAUGGUAGCUCACCUAGCACCACUGAGCCAGCUAACAAAGCUAACAGCUAACUAGUUCCAUUGUAUUGGCGAGAAGGCAGACAUCUCUAUGGCCGAUAUCCCCAACACUCAGCAACUCACACCAAAACAAUCUAGAUUGAUAAACAGCACCACAGGUAAGAGGAAAAAUAUUUUGUUUUUUCAUUUGGGGUGAACUUACCCUUAUUAAAUGAAUGAAUAAAAAAGAUUAUUUUUCUGUUUUUCAUUUCGAGCUUUUAAAAUGAAAAAAAAACAAAAACCUUACAUUGCGAUCAUGAUGUGGUUAAUGAUAAGAAGUGAAAACUUUUGUAUUAGAGCAAACGCUGUUGCUUUUAAAAAAGCCUGAAAUUGUUUUAAGAUAAAUGAUGCAUUUUAAAGUUCUGAAAAGUAUUUAAAUGUGGUAAAUAUAGUUACUUGAUGGCUUCCCUUUACAAUCCCCCCAAACUGUCUGUUGACAUGUAUCCAUACAGGAAACCAUAGGCUGGUUUUAGUGGUCUUAAACUCUGUUGUAAUGUCACAAUAAUUUACAGAUGUCUCUAAAAGAAAAACCUGUAAAAUCCCCUGAAAAAUAUUGGCAGACUCAACACAAAUGCUGUCCAGUCAAAAAGUCACUUUGGGUGGGGUUCCCCUUCAGCUCAAAGAUCUUCCUUGUCCUGUUGUUAGUGUAGAAGAAAAUGCUUUCUUACUCCAAGAGCAGAGUGAAUGUUGGUCCUCUUGUUGAUUAAAUGCAGCGGACAGAAAAAUGUAAUGCUUUAUUAAACUUGGUGGUGGGGGAGGGGGGGAUACGUCAUGUAAAUUUAUUUAUUUAUUUGUUUUUGUGAUGAGAGUUGGAUGUCCGUUACUUUAAGAGGGCUUUGAAAUUGUUGAAGCUUCUUUAGGAAACUUCCAUCAGUGGAAAUGAGUGAAAAGUAGUGAUGGCCAAAUAAAGCCUCAUGAAGGAUUUUCUUUAUUUUCUGAGCCCACUAAAUGGCGCUUUUUGUUCAACAAAAAGUUGAUAACACACUGAAUUGCCAUCCUUUGAGCCUCUCUGUUUAAACCAAGAGUACCAUCUAGUGGGCUCAGAAAAUAAAGAAAAUGCUUCGUGAGGCUUCAUUUGGCCAUCACUUGUGAAAAGUUCACAGAAGCGAAGCAUAAAGGAAGAUGAAUGAAAGGCUUAAUGUGAAUAGUUGUUCAAUUUGAAUUUCAAGCAGGGGAGUUCCUGUUAGGUGACUGUGUGUUUGUGUGCCCCUUGUGCUUCUAUCUUUGUGAGGACCAGUUUGAGUUUUACCCAGGCAAGCGUGAGAUAAGAGACGUUUGAGGUCGAGGCUGGAUUCAGGGUCACGGGUUAGAGAAUGUAUUAUCGUAGUCCUCUCAAGUGUAGAAGUGCAAACGUGUGUCUGACCAUGUUCCAACCUGCAGUCUGAACAGCCAGUGUUUUAGGGACUAGAUCAGUCAACAAUACAGAAUCUUUAUAAGCAGUACAGACCACUUGAAAGUUUGUAGUAUAGUAUAUUUGAUACUGUCGUUCCAUGCUUCCACCUGCUGGUUUUAAACUGCAGCCAUGUUUUCUUUUUUUUUAAAUAUCAGUGAAGAUGCUUUUUUUGCUUUGUUUUUUUUUUCUUAAUCCACCACAUUCGGCACAUUUACACUGAUUUUAUACGAGGAGAGUGGAGAGCAUUUCUCAUUCUGCUUUCUUUGCUGCAAAGAGUCCAACCAGCAUGUUUGAUUUACUCCGCAGGGUGCAUCACACUCAGAGCUGUCAGACUCUCUGCGGCUAUGAAAAGGUGUGACGCCAGCCAAGAGGAAUCAGACAUGGCUGAUUCUUCUCUUCAUAUAAUCUCAGAAGCCAUUUUGUUCCCCCUCCUUCACUCUCCUUCUCUUGUCGCACGUGUAAAUAUCACUGAUUUUUAUUUUUCCUCUUUUUACUUUUUAUUACAGAGUUGUUUAUAUCUUAUCCCCCACCCCUCCCAUCCUGUUGAUGAAGUAGUCUUAUUUUGUGCAUUUUUGUAAAUAAGUUUCUUUUUUUUCACAAGUCAAAAUGUAAAUACUGCAAAGGAAAAAAAAUCAGCCUACUCCUCAUGUUUGUUGAUGAUCUUUCUCUCUCGUUCUCUUUCUUGUAGUCUAGUGGAUAUUGUAAAAGUAGCUGUUAACAUCAUCAGCUGUCCUCCCUGUUCAGUCCUCUGUAGAACAAAGUUACUGUUGAAUGAAUAUUUCAAAGGUUCUGUUCCAAAAUGCUCCGUAUGUGAUCUCUCUAAAAUCUAACGGCUGGAGGCAUCAAGUCAUGUUAGCAGCAUCUUGGGUUUGAAUCUGUCCGAGGAUGCAUGACAGCACUCUCUCCAAUCUUCUCAACUAUACCUACUGUUGAUCCACACAAUAUAAUAAAUGCAAAACGUUUGAAAUUAUGUUUAUUUUACUUUUUUUAUUUAUUUAUUUUUUUUUAUUGUAAAGCACCUUAAAGAGAUAAGAUCUUUUCAAGUGAGGUUGUUUGACCUACAGUAGAUGUCAGUCAGUAUGCCUCCAGUUUUGGAGAAGCAGGCUAGCUAAGCUGUGUACUGCUGUGGAGGGCUCAGCAGCAAAAUGCAUUUAAGCCACCUAAAAAAUCAAUAUCAUUUUAAGUGUGCGCUAUAUUUAGAAUAUUAUCACCUCUCUACCUUUCCUUCUGACAGGGAAGCCAUUAACACCUCAGAUUCCCCAUCUCUGCUCUAAUCAAAGCCACCAGACUCAUUUUGGCUCAUUGCACUCGAGGGCUGCUGGUCUACCGCAGUGGCUCCCAACCACGAGGUCCCAACCCCCACUAGGGGUCGCCCAAGCUUUGUGUGGGGCUGUUAGUCCUUCUUUAUUCUAAGAGGUGUAGGCCUACAUCUCUGUAUUUCAUUUAUUUCUGUAAAAAAAAUGGUAAAUAGUAAAAAAUUGUUUGUCAUAAAGUUUUUAAUAUUAUUUAAGGUGAAAACUUAAAAUACAUCUCACAGGAUAAGGACAAGGUAAAGAGCUGAACACUUGCUAUAGUGGCAGAGCCUUUACUCUCUGCUAAAUUGCCUCAUCCUGAGGACAGAACAAUGACCAAGUGUCAAGGAGAAGAAAAUGCAGAAUUUGUCAAAGAGGCCUCUUAAGUAUGCAUGAUUGUUAAAAAUACAAAAACCCUGUGACUUCGGUGAAUCUAAACCAACACUCUAAAACACCAAAGGCACACAAUAACACAAAUAAACCGGUCAAGUCAGCCUUUAUAUAAAGCAAUAUCACAGUGUCAUCUGCCCUCCACAAAUUGCUGUCUACAUUUUGCUGCUGCCCCUGUCCACAGCAGUACAUUGCUUAUCCUCUGUGUCACUACUCCAGCCUGUUAUCUACAAACUGGGGGUGUACCGACUGCCAUUUACUGUGGGUAAUACUUUCAAUAAGGAGAAUUACCUCACACACUUCAAAAGGUCUGAACUAUCCCUUUAAUUGAAGAGGCUUGUAACUGACUCAAAAUCACAUUUAAUAGACUGCAGAUCCUCCACAAGAGGGAGAUGUUCCACACAUGCUAAUUAUAGUGAAACAUACUCAAGAUACAGCUCUUACUUUUUCUUCAGGCCUCCUACCCUUUUAUUGAACAAUAAAAAUACCUCCUCCUGUCCAGCAAAUAGGGCACACUAAGAGCAAUGUGAACUUCGUUGCUGAAAAUAUGUUCCAUUUUUGCAAAUUUGAAUUAUGAAUUUUAAUUUAAAAACAGCAGCUAUAAAAAUGAAAAGCCCACAGCAGAGAUGGGGAGCAGGCUGCAGACGUCUUUUUCAUUCUCAAAUCGAAAGUUUUCAAUCCCAUCUGACAUCAAGGCAGUUUCAUCAGAUUUCACGCAGCUCCUCUGGAGGCACAAAAAAGCUUUGACACUUAAAAUCACUUUUUUUUCAGUUUUACUCCCACAUUGUUGACUUUUCUCAUCUUGGAACAGAACUUGGUGUGUUGUGAAAGAUUGCAAUAUAUUAUUACUGUGCAGUAUUGAGACAAAAUGUUUUGCCUACAGGUCACUGGCGCUUAUAGAGAAAGUGCUGCGUCAUGUCUGACUUGAUCUUGACACUGUUUAGUUGAAAUCGCAUCAUGUGUUCUCAUGUUGUACUCAACACGGGCAUUUUGCAUUAUGUGCCGCACGGCAUUCAGAAUCGCUGCUUAUGAUUAUAAGAUGGCAGAAGUAGACAUUUGUGUUGUGACUGCAGACAGAGCCACCUAUCAACCUCGUGUGCGUGUGUGCGUGUUUGUUUGUUACCAGUUAAUACGCCGAAAUGUUGACAGACUGUUUCAAACUGAAUCUGAGAAAUUGUACUUUGUGGUUUUAAAUUCUCCUAAACCUCAGUUGUGUUAACAUUACCUUCCUCGUGACUGAGGGAGGUUACUGCAUCUCUACAAGCUGAUGUGUUGGUGUGAUGGAGAGAUAGACUGAGAAAGAGAGAGAAAGAAACACAAACCUGUCCGUCUCUGUUCUGUGUAUGUAUGAUAUGGACUCAUUUACUGUAAUAAAGUGAUGAAACUGUG